Molecule: messenger RNA, 4577 nt
Organism: Acipenser ruthenus (sterlet)
Lineage: Eukaryota; Metazoa; Chordata; Actinopteri; Acipenseriformes; Acipenseridae
Product: leucine-rich repeat-containing protein 74B-like
Exons: 14
Coding region: 1497-3167 (556 amino acids)
Molecular function (GO): calcium ion binding; protein binding
Source: RefSeq, a predicted model, not a curated record
UAUUGUAACGUGCACGGGGGCUUAUACAGCAAAUAUGCGAGACAAGAGUCCAUGUUACCCUCGCCCAAAUCCUAGUUGUGUACACCCUCGUUAGCCCUGCUCUAAGGGGAAAUCACCAGUCCGACAGGGCUCUACGGGGAAGUGACGAAGCGGAGGCGGUGUAGAGAGUCGGACAGAGAGAGAGCCCCGGGUAGAUUAGCGAGUGGAUAAAGAAAAGGUAGUCGGCGUGGUUGUGGCCAACAGCAACCCUGCAACUGUUGUUUCAGCAUAUUGUUGUUUUUUUUUUGCUUAACUGUUUGUUACCUUUCAGGUUUUUGUCAGUGCCAAUAAACCUGGUGCUCCACUCUGUUUAGCCUCCUAAUCACGGUGAUUUCCGAAUACAUUACACUGGUGAUCAGAAGCGGGAUACAAAAAUGGAACGAGGUGUUGCUGCAUUCACCAGCCACCUAGGGCUGUGGUCACAGUGGCAGGGGCUGAGGGUACAGGCGGGCAUUCUGCAGAGGCGUUGGAAAGAGCCGGCCACCGGAGAAGAGCGGUGGCAAGUGGUGGUGCCGAAGAACCUGCAGGAGCCAACAUUGAGGGCGCACCAUGGGAUGCCAGGAACAGGCCACUUUGUGGCGACCAAAACGUUGCGCCGGCUUCAGCAGGGAUUCUACUGGUGCCGGUGCAGGCGCGAUGUGGUGGACUUCUGCCGGAGAUGCGACGAGUGCACCGCCAGGAAGGGACCCUCGGAGAGGUCCCAUGCUCCCCUCCAGCAGCUCAUCGUCGGCAGUCCCAUGGAAAGGGUGGCUGUGGACGUCAUGGGUCCAUUUCCACGUUCAGACAAAUGGAACCAAGAUCGCUACAGUAUUAUCUUCUUUUUUUUUUUAGAAGCUAGCUAAUUUCACUACACUCCCGGGUGUAUAAUUUCUAAUUAGUUUAACUAGCCAUAGUGUGUUACAUAUGUAUUGCUACUUUUAUUUUGAGUUUGUUAUUAUUAUUAUUAUUAUUAUUAUUAUUAUUAUUAUUAUUAUUAUUAUUAACCGCGACGUCUCGUCGGGUCACCCUUACACAGAAGCAGGUUAGUUAGUUUGUAUUCCACCGUAUUAGAGCCUGCAAGUCCUCCUGUGAGUAUAAAUCUAUAAACGUAUCAAAAUAAAUCAAUAGGCCUACAUUUUACAAAACAAAAAGUCCCUGGGGAGCAAACCUGCAGCGUUACCACAGCACCAUGGCAACCUAGCAACUGAUUGAAACAUCCUAACAUGAACAUAGCCAUUGCGCAACCCUCCACUUGAGAUUGGAGGCCUUUCGGUUCAUUGCUCCGCAUUCUGCUCUGCCAUUCGUCAGGAACCGUGCCAAUCACACCUCAGCAGAGGUUCUGCCCCAAUGUUAAGGUAGGUUGACAAGUUUGAGAGCUAACUUCUGCAGAGAUUUCCUUUCUGUAAAGUUGUGAAGUACCUGCAGCUUGUGUUUCUAACUCUUUACUCAGCAAGCUCUUCAGAGUCUUUCUGGACACCAUGGUUAUCAGUAAGAAGCAGCUGAAAGAAUCUGCAUUGCCCUCAGUGCAGGAGGUGAGAGAGGCAGAGCUGGAGCAGGAGAGCUCACAGAGUGGGAGCCACCAACUGGGAGGAAUAGCCAGCAGACCCUGGAAAGCAUUUAGCCGAGGGAGCACAGAUACCAAGACGGUUUCCAGAUCUGACAAAGCCCAUUCGCCAACAGAGAGGGCGUCCGCCGGUCCGAAAGAAGAGGCAGAGGAGGACUCACCUGCUGAGCAGGAAGGGGAAGACCCCCAGGGGGCCAAGUCGAGAGAGAGCUCCGAGGAGGAAGCUACAAACCAGGAAGAAGAAUGGGACACCGACCUGGAAAUAGAUGAUGCAAAGCAGCCCCGCUAUUCCACAGUAAAGACGCUGUAUGAAGAAGCCUGUAAAAUCUUUGCCGUGGUUCCAGCGUCAUACUUCCUGCGCCACAUGCAUGACCAAGAGCUCAACCUGAUGCAUCAUGGACUGGGGCCACAGGGUGCCAAAGCUCUUUCCGUUCCCUUGGUAACCAAUACCUCCGUUCUGAACUUGAAUCUGAGUGAUAAUUGGCUUGGAGGAGGAGGUGGAGUGGCCAUUGCAGAGAUGCUGAAAGAGAACUGCUACAUCACAGGAAUCGACUUGUCAGACAACAAGCUGGGAUUAGCAGGUGCCCAGGCUAUUUCCGCCAUGCUGAAGGAGAACGUCACCCUGGUGAAUAUUAACCUGUGCGGGAAUGAGUUUGAUGACCAUGCUGCCACACCCCUGGCUGAGGCUUUCAUGAGCAACCACAAAGUGCAGUCCAUAGACUUGAGCCACAACCUGAUGGGAGAGGGAGCAGGUACAGCCAGGCAGCUGCUGUGGGGUCUUCAUACAGCUGUCAACCUUGCAGGGGAAGUCUUGGGCAAUGCCAUUGCUGAAAACACUGGGAUGAAGGAGCUCAACCUGAGCUGGAACUGCUUUCGUGAAAUGGGAUCCAUACCUAUAGCAAAAGGCCUUGGGGCAAACAUAUUCCUUCGAGCGGUGGAUUUGUCAUACAAUGGGUUUGGAAAGACUGGAGCUGCUGCCCUUGGAGAAGCUCUGAAAGUGAACAAUGUGCUUGAGCAUCUCAACGUCAGUAACAACAGGAUUCCACCAGAGGGAGCUGUGAGGUUUGCCACGGGCCUUAAAGAAAAUAAGACCUUAAAGACCUUGAAUUUCUCUCGAAAUCCAAUGCAGAGCGCUGGUUGUUAUGGGAUAAUUAAAUCCAUGCAAGGAAACCCAGAGUCUGCUAUUGAGUUCUUGGAUUUCUCUGACAUUACUGUGAACAAGGACUUUGAUGACUUGCACACCUCCGUCAAAGAGAUGUUCCCUCAUCUGAAGGUUAUACACGGAGGCAACACAGACGAGUUCAGAAAAACAAAAGCCAAACACUCCCCCACACAGCUGUCAGGCCCCUUAUACAAGCUGAAGCAGCACAUGAAGGAGAACAGCUUGAAUCUGGUGGAUUUCUUUGAACGUGUGGACAAGGACAAGAGCGCAGUGGUCACUCGGCGCGAGUUUGAGCAAGGACUUGUGGGUGCUGGAAUCCCUUCAUCCAAGGGGGAACUGCAGCAGCUAAUGGAUACCCUGGACAAGGAAAAGAAUGGCGAGAUUGAUCUCAGUGAACUUAACAAAUUACUGAUGAGUGACUAACAAUACACAGCAUGCCCGGCUCCUCUCUAGACGUAACUGAAGACUUGCCCGCACAUUUUGCAUGAAGAUUAACACUGCUGGAAACCUGCUGGCACUGCAGAGAUCAAAUCACGCUGCCGCCCGUUAACUGCAUGGUCUUCAUUUCCUGCACGGCUUUAAUCUCAUUUUCACCUUUACACAAUGGCCAGCUAGAGUUCCACUGCUAAUGCACAGCACAAGCGAGGGGAGCAGAGAGACACUUCCACGGGUAACACUGUGUCUGAGGUGGGUCCCAUCCAGGGGAUCACCAAGGGCACUGUUAGGUAUUACAGCACCUGUAACCUCAUGGCAUUAGUGUAAUGUGGAACUGAAUCAGGCAGUAUUGGGACCCAAUACUGUUCCAAAUGGGAAUUGCUUCCAAGAACACAUUUCUCUUUUAAUUAGUACAGUGUCUACACUAAUAACUGUAUGCAUUGGUCAUAUAACUGUCACAAACAUCUGUUUACUAACUUUCAUCAACUCACAGCAGUGUGCAGCUUUCCAUGCCAUGCCAUGCCUGCUGGCUUCAUCAGCCAGAAAUGUGCAUAACUAAAGUGUCAUUCCUGUAUUUAACUUUCAGAUUGCUAGCAACAUGCCCCGGUAUGUAGGUUGUAUGAUUCCCAGGUUGCUGAAAUCCUGGGGUUAUCCCACAGUCGCGUGACUCGAGAAACACAACGAUUGGAAGGAAAUUUCCAAUCGCUAUGUCUCCUGUUCGUCCAUUAAUUCUGAGUUGCCAGGAAGCCGAGCAGGAUCAGCACUGACAAGCUCACUGAAUGUGUUAUUUUAUUCUUUUCCUUGUUCCUGUGAAUAGAGAGGAGUUUGAGAAGAGCUUAGGAAACAACACUGCACUCAGGUACUUACUGGCCCCAAGGUUUUAACUCAUGGGUUAUUUGAAUGAAUCAAAUAAAAUGUAAUAAUCAUGAAACAAAUGUCUAGAAGAGUUCCAUCAAUAUCAAGAUUUAUGUUAUUCAUAAAAACACAACAUUCUUUAUGGUCAUGCGUGCUAGCUUUCUGAUGAGGGCCCUGCAAGCCACAGUGCAAAUGGUAACAUACCUGUGCUGUAACUGUGCAUUGGUGGAGUAGUGGUUAGGGCUCUGGACUUUUGAUUAGAGGGUCGUGGGUUCAAUCCCAGGUGGGGGACACUGCUGCUGUACCCUUGCGCAAGGUACUUUACCUAGAUUGCUCCAAUAAAAACCCAACUGUAUAAAUGGGUAAUUGUAUGUAAAAAUAAUAUGUAAAAAUAAUGUGUAAAAAAUAAUGUAAUUGUAUGUAAAAAUAAUGUGAUAUCUUGCUGGUUUUAAGAAAGUGGAAUGGUUGUACAUUAUAAACGUCAGUUAUUUAGAAUCAAUACCCUUUGUAGACUGAUUAUGGAUAAAAAGUUGGUUGUUAACA